UGGUGCUCGAGUUCUGACCCUCAAGAUUGCAAAAAAUAGGCUCUUCGUCGACGAGGACGAGAUAUCUUCUUCUCCCUCGGAGCUUGAGUCGAGCUGCUCUGGCCUUUGAUUCUCGUGUACUUCGCGUACGUUACCCGCGAAUGAGAUAACCGUAGAUCGUGAUUGAACCGGGAAGAGAUAAGAAAAAGAAGAUGAGCGAAGGGCAGAAGUUCCAGCUCGGAACGAUCGGUGCUUUAAGUUUGUCAGUUGUGUCGUCUGUGUCGAUCGUGAUCUGUAACAAGGCGCUCAUAAGUACUCUCGGUUUCACAUUUGCAACCACUCUGACAAGCUGGCAUCUUUUGGUCACGUUUUGUUCUCUUCAUGUGGCAUUAUGGAUGAAGUUGUUUGAACACAAGCCUUUUGAUCCGCGAGCUGUGAUGGGAUUUGGCAUAUUAAAUGGCAUAUCCAUUGGACUUUUGAACCUUAGCUUGGGUUUUAAUUCUGUUGGUUUCUACCAGAUGACAAAACUGGCAAUCAUCCCGUGUACUGUUCUUUUGGAGACACUCUUCUUCAGGAAGAAAUUCAGUCGAAAAAUCCAGUUUUCUUUGGCAAUCCUUCUCCUUGGUGUUGGGAUUGCAACAGUGACAGAUCUUCAACUUAAUGUUCUGGGAUCCGUCUUGUCGCUCCUGGCUGUCCUCACUACGUGUGUGGCCCAAAUUAUGACCAAUACCAUCCAGAAGAAAUUUAAGGUUUCUUCAACCCAACUUUUGUAUCAGUCUUGCCCAUAUCAAGCGAUCACUCUUUUCAUCAUUGGCCCAUUUUUGGACGGGCUCCUGACCAACAAGAACGUGUUUGCUUUCAAGUACACCUCUCAAGUCCUGUUCUUCAUUGUCCUGUCCUGCCUUAUAUCUGUAUCCGUGAACUUCAGCACAUUUCUUGUUAUUGGGAAGACAUCUCCGGUCACCUAUCAGGUCCUGGGACAUCUGAAAACAUGUCUGGUUUUAGCUUUUGGCUACGUUUUGCUACGUGACCCGUUCAGCUGGCGCAACAUUCUGGGCAUACUGGUUGCUGUGGUCGGAAUGGUUCUCUAUUCUUAUUACUGCUCGCUGGAGACACAGCAGAAGGCUAGCGAAGCAUCAGCCCAGCUUCCCCAGAGCACAAUAGUAACGGAUAGUCUUAUUUUAGAUGAUGAAGGAAAGCGAGAGCGAUCCUCUAAUUACAGCGGAAAACGGGAGCGGAAUGUUAUCGGAAGGCGUUGUGCCCAAGACUCCAUGGAACUUGAACAAAGAUGUGCAAGCAUAAAAGCGGAAUGAACCGUCGGCCAUUAUGGUAUCGGAGAUUCUUUGGAUUAUUUCGGUGGUGGAGUGCAGGAGAAUCCGUUUGUUUUGGAUCAGCAGAGGGGAAGUAGGGAGCGGAGGGAGAGUUUGUUGAUUGAAAACAUACAUUAAAAAAUGGCAAAAGUUUUGGUCCUUAGUUAUUUUGUAUUUAAAGGAUGCCUCCAUUCUUUCA
This is a messenger RNA of Tarenaya hassleriana, 1488 nucleotides long. RefSeq lists its product as uncharacterized. The record is from RefSeq and is a predicted model, not a curated record. Bases 192 to 1292 code for a protein of 366 amino acids. Gene Ontology annotation, cellular component: Golgi apparatus. Gene Ontology annotation, molecular function: antiporter activity; UDP-xylose transmembrane transporter activity. NCBI's taxonomy places the organism in Eukaryota, Viridiplantae, Streptophyta, Magnoliopsida, Brassicales, Cleomaceae. The transcript is spliced from 9 exons.